Messenger RNA from Coturnix japonica (Japanese quail), 4016 nucleotides. NCBI's taxonomy places the organism in Eukaryota, Metazoa, Chordata, Aves, Galliformes, Phasianidae. The record is from RefSeq and is a predicted model, not a curated record.
UAUGCAAAUACUACAACCCGAAGCACAAGUAUUUUGUGUUGGUAGGUGUCAGUCUUGGAAGCUUCCUUAAGUGCGGGUGCUGAGCUGAUUGAUCAGCAUUGGCAGGUGAUUGAUGCUGAAAUGUUUCCUUUUCACGGGCUUCGGAUCCAGUUUUCAGCAAGAAAAACAGCGGAGGUGUCUGAGUCUGGUUCAGGCAGCAGAGGAACUCUGCCAGACAGCUGCUACGGGACGCGUUUCCUUCCUGCUGCCCUGGGAGUGCACUUCCUGGUCACCAUGGCUGAUCCCGCAGCAGAAGAGCAGGCACAGCACGGUGCUGAGCUGUGCUGUGAAUGCGGACAGUUCCACCUCUUGCCGGACAAUCAUCUCUACAACUUCCAGAAUGAAGUGGACGAUGAACUCAUUUGCCAUAUCUGCCUUCAGCCUCUGCUCCAGCCUAUGGACACCCCCUGUGGACAUACGUACUGUUUCAAGUGCCUUGAAAACUUCAUGCAGGAGUAUAACUUCUGUCCUAUGGAUCGGAAGAAACUCUCUCUCCAGCAGUGCCACAAGUCCAGCCUUCUAGUCCGAAACCUGUUGGAUAAGCUGGUCGUCAUCUGUCCGUUCAAGGCAGAGUGUCAGCAGACAAUGCAGCGGUGUGAACUAGAAGCUCACCUGCAGAACAGGUGUCCUGGUUUCAAGAAAUACAGAUGUGAACUACAACGGAAAAGGAGCCCUGUUUCCAAAGGGAAGGAAGAGCCCCUCACCAAGGUGGAGAUGACCACGGCCAGGGAUCCAGAGGUACCCAGGGAUCCGGAGGUACCCAGUGGAGGAUCCACGCUUGUAGCAGAAAGCUCCGCAGCUGCUGUGGUAUCACUGGGGACUGCGGAGCCUGGACUGGUUAACCCAGCUUUUGAGGAGAUUGAAGAAGAUGUCCCUCAGAGAGCCAGCCCUGUGGCUGAAACGAGCACCAUCGAAAUUCACCGAGAAGAUCCAGAGGAAGAGCUUGGGAUGAGAAUAGUUGGGGGUAAGGACACCCCGCUAGGAAACAUUGUCGUUCAGGAAGUCUUACGGGAUUCUGUCAUUGCUGCAGAUGGAAGAAUAGCACCUGGGGACCAUAUUCUUGAGGUGAAUGGUGUCAACAUCAGCAGCGUGACUCACUGCCAAGCUGUGUCCUUCCUGCGCCACCCAGGUCCUGUUCUCCACCUCAUGGUCCUGCAAGAGAAAGGCUUUUCCAAUAAGACUGCACAGCAGGACUCCACUUCUGCUACGAAUCAGGAAGUGAUCCAUGUCACCUUGAUAAAGAGAGAUCGAUCCGAGCCCUUGGGAAUCAAACUGAUCAGGAAGACGGAUGAGGCAGGGAUUUUUAUUCUGGAUCUGUUAGAGGGAGGUCUGGCAGCCAAAAAUGGGAAGCUGAGUCGGAAUGACAGAGUCCUGUCUAUAAAUGGCCAGGAUUUGAGGCAAGGAACACCUGAGACUGCUGCACAGAUCAUCCAGACCAGCGAAUCCAGAGUAAACUUCGUCGUCCUGAGGCAGCCAGGGGUGCAGCUGUUGGACCCAGGGGAAGAUGGCAGCACGUCAAACAACAGCAGCAGCAGCAGCGGAGGAGGAAGCCCAGUGCAUCACCGGAGGAGACUAGAGCAGAGUCACUACAGACGGAAGUCCAACUACCAGAAGGAGUUACCUCCAGGAUAUAUAAGUCAUGAAAAGACAGUUGCAAUAAAGAAGGAACCAAAGGAAUCCCUAGGAAUAACAAUUGGAGGCGGACGAGAUAACAAAAACAAGCUCCCCAUAUAUGUUACAAGCGUGCAGCCCAUCGGGUGCCUCUUCAGGGAUGGCAGAAUCAAGCGAGGAGAUGUACUUUUGAGUAUAAACGGCAUCGAUUUGACUCAUCUGAACUACUAUGAAGCUGUCUCAGCACUGAAAUCUAAUGCAGCCUCCCACUCGGUCAUACUGAAAGCCUUGGAAAUCCUUUCGGCGGACCCCACAGAUCUGUGUCUGGACAUCAGUGAGCGGGGAUUCAGCUGGUCUCCCCUCUGGAUCACAUGGCUUGGAUUGCCAAGCUACCUUCACUGCUGUCAAGAUAUUGUCCUUAGCAAAGGCAACCAGGAAAGCUGGGGCUUCAGCAUCGUUGGAGGCUUUGAGGAGAGCAAAGGAAACCAGCCUUUCUUCAUCAAAACCAUCGUGCCUGGGACGCCCGCCUGCCGCAACGCAAGGCUCAAGUGUGGAGAUGAAAUAGUGGCAGUCAAUGGAGUACCAGCCGUUGGAAUGAGCAACGCGGAGCUAAUCCCAAUGUUGAAGGAGCAGAAGAACAAAGUGACACUUACUGUGGUAUCCUGGCCAGGGAGCCUCGUGUGAAAGCUGUGACAAAUCAAUCACGCCGCAGCCUUAAGGAUCAUCCUUGGUAUUGGACAUUUGCUGACCACACUGAGCUAAAUGUGACAGACUGAGGGAACGCUGCACUCUUGCUAUCCAGUGUAUUGUGUUAUGACAAGAACUUUCACUUCAUUUCUGGAGAAAACAUUUCUUUACAGCGUGGAGGCCACUGACUGACUGGUAGAUUCGAAGCAAUGGUGACUUAGGACAGUUGCAGCUUCUUGGAUUCACCAAAGCUUGUUAGCAUCAGUGCUGCAGAGAAAGCUGGUUCUCCAGUGUUUCUCUGCAGCUCACCCAUCUUUGCUUUGAGGCAUUUUCUUUAGUUUUAGAGCUCCUCUUUCCAUGUAAUGUUUUGAGCAGGUUGAAACAGCUGUGACUGCCCUGUUUCACCCGCUAGUCUAAGAACACCGUUAGGCUACCGCUCUGCCUUACUGCCAUACUGGACACGGAGUCAUUUGAUAUGUUUUUAAAAGCCACUAAUAAAUCUGUGAGGAUGCAGUCCAAUUAAGCAGCUCUUGUAGCCCACAGCUGUAUGUUCUUAGGCUGCUUUGAUCUACUGAAUGCUUUUAUACAUCAGAGAAGUCUGCAGCUCACUGCUGGCUGCUGAACAGCUGCCAACUGAGCAGGGCAGGGCUGUGUUGACUCCUAUGAUGGUCCUAUCACCAGGUAGCGGAGAUGAGGAACUCGUAGUUUUCCUCAACUUCCUCAGCUUGAUGUCUCUGGUUUUAAGACUUGAUGAGUGACCAGCUUUUCCCAGAGAAGGCAGAUGGCUGAGAAAGCAGGUUUGUUGAUGAGCAGCUGUUUCUGCUCUACCUUUCAUGGAGCCAGCUCAGACUGUCUGAUUAAUCCAAGGAGUCUCCUCUGUAAAAACGCUCCCUAGAAUGAAUGUUUUAAUUCCUUGUAGUAGCAAACAGACUGCAGCUAUGCACCCAUUGUCCUCAGCAAUGCUUUUCUUAGGGCUGGCUAUUGGUAACUGGCUAUUAGAGCAGAGCGGACCUGUUUCUUGCUCGAUGAUUGAGCUGUUUACGCACCGAGUGACUUCACUUCCUCUGGCUGUUAGCUUAAGGCAGCAUACAGCAGGCCCCGUUAUCAGAGCCUGUUGUACAGAAAUAGUUUAAGAUCCAUUUGUCACAAAAGCUCCCCAGGCACGUGGGGUGGCCUCUCCACUUGGCCAAUAAAUGCAGCUACUGUCUUAAACAGCAGAAAGAACGGGGCCAGCUGUUGCUGUUAGCAAACAGUCAGAGUAAAAUGAUUCUGAAGUCAGAAUGUGCCUGUGGAAAAUGAGUCCCUUGAGCUGCAUCUGACAGAGGUGAAACGUUUUGGUCUCCUUCAUGUCGUGAUAGAGAAUCUGUGCCUGAUAUGGAACAGUGAACAUUUACCUAGGUGGAAAGAGGGCAGUUCUUACUGAGGUGUAACAAAUGGGGCUUGUAUAAAGGAUGGUAGGAAAAAGCCAUGCAGGAGGUGGUCAGACCUUUUAAAUGAAGGGUAUGCUGCAGAAGUCAGCAUGACUUUUACUAUUGCUCCAUCUCGUUUCAAGGUGCCUUUAACUUCACCAAAAUGUCCUCAUAAUUAAGUACUGAUUGCAAGAUCAGCUUGUUCAUAGAUGUUGAAUUUGUUUUGAUGUCUUUAUAAAUUAUUCUAAUAUUACUGAAAACCAACAUGGA